GCUUUGGGCUUCAUUCACCAUUUUGCGACGGUAGUGUAGAAUGUACAGAGCAGUAGUUUUUCCUCCUUUAAGUUGCUUUACAGAAGAAAAAUAAUGUGACAGUCCGUUAAUAGUCAACCCUGGAUUUCCGACUAUACUAUCAAUUCUGCUACUGACUCGAUUAAAAUCUGCAUUUACAUUUUUUUGGUGGGUCUGGAAUAAGGUGGAAAGAGCUGGAGUAACAGAAAGAAGAAAGAGGCGGGAUGAGAAAGAGAGGACCUGGAAGAGCAGUGACAUAGACGGAGUGAGAGACUGGGAGGAUCUGGACUCUCCAGGACUGUAAAUAGUUAAGAAAAAAACCAAUGCAAAGAUGAAGCCGAUAAAAAAGCAAGGAAGGCGCUCGCCCCCGUCGACCCGAGCCAAAGGGGGGAAGAGACGGGGGGUGGGGGACAGUGGAUCUCCAGACGGGGAGAAACGAGACUCGGAUGAGAACAGGGACUGCUCCCCCAGAAGUCAGUCCUCACCGCAGACUUCAUCACGCUCUGAAUCCUCUCCAGAGGAGUCGAUGACACUCAUGGUGAAGGAAACGCCGGAGAAGGAUGGCCAGAGACAGGGGCCCCGGCUCGCAGAGGCCUUAAUGGCAGAGUCCCCCCCCGGGAAGUCGGAGGACUCCCGACCAGGGAGCGUCAAGUCAUUAGGCGCCCACAGCACAGACAGCAGCAGCAGCGUGGCCAGCACCGCCAACAGCCCCAACCCCUCGUCCAACCGCAAGACGGCAACCUUCAAGGCCCGUGUCCCAAAGAAAAAGUACACCUCUGAGCACUGUGCCGCAGCUGCCGCUGCCGCUGCCGCCAAUGCCGCCGCCAACGCCGCCGCCAACAGCGCCAACCACUCUAACCACGGCAACCCUGGCACGCCUCCACUGAAUAGCAGUAGUGUUCAUGGUGGCGUCAACAUUCAGCUGUCGGGGUCCUCGUUGGGGCCUGGGUCGACAGCGAGUGAAGGCGGCUCACUCACGGACAUCAACGGUCAGAUCAGGAGAACGGCGGAGGACAACAAUAUGACCAGAGCUCUGCCUCGGGACAGGGAGAGCACGGCCCUUGCCGGAGGGGACAGAGACAGGAGAGGUCCAGAGGGAGGCCGAGAGAUUUCCCCCAGCCCCGUCCGCUGCUCCUCCACAGACACUGCGAGUGAACACGAUCUGGAAGUGAGUGAGCCGCGCCUCCCUGAGUCCCGUCACGGGGACUCCCGCCACUCCGACUCCGGCGAGGAGGCGCACGCCUUGGGCUCUGCGCCGCACAGCAGCCCGCGCAUCCUCACCCAGCAGAGUCUACCCGACACGCUGGCUGACGCCCUGGCCAAGGGCCUAAAGAACCAGCGGGUCCUGGCCCGGCAGGCCAGGAGGAGGAGUGGCGGCGAAGUGGGAGAGGAGAACGGAGGAAGCGGCGGGGGGAGGGACAACAUGGACUCUGUGUUCCGGGCGGGCGUGGUGAGGAGGGUUAGCGGUGAGCACGGCAGCCUGGAAGUGCAGCUCAAUGGUGAGAAGGAGCUGUACCGCUACCCAUUUCGUGAGGGCGCCCAGGGUCCGGUGGACAUAAUCAUGGAUGCCCCGCCACCCGGUUCGAAGCCCGUGGCCAUUGGCACUCCCGUGUGCGUACCAUUCGGGGGCAAUGAGGGCGUCGAUAGCACAGAGGCACAGCGCCAGUGGUACAGAGAAGGCCUGGUCACUCAGGUGGACUCUCAUCCAGCCGUGUCCAACCCUUACAGGGUGCUGUUGGAGGAUAGAGCUCCCCUGAUGGACGAGGAGGGGGAAGGCAGGGCGGGCAACCCGACAGCCGUCUGGGUGUCCCGUCAGAGCCUCCGCCUGUUGGUGCCCCCUUGGGACCUGGACCUAGGACCCCCUGGAGGGGGCAGAGAGGAGAGCGAGGCCGCGGGGAGGGAGGAGAUGGAGGUGGAUCAGGAGCUGUGUCGACUCAACCAUGGUCUGGGGCUCGGCACGCCGGCCGCCGGGUCCACGAUCGGAAUGCCCGUAUACCCCGGCACUGCCCCGGCCUCCUCGUCCUCCUCCACCGUCAGCUCCCCUGUCACCCCUGGGUCUGUGCUCAGCCUGGGGCCUGGGAGAGACUGGGAGAGGGAUAAGGACCUGGUGGAAAGAGAGAGAGAGAUCCAGAGGAAACAAGAGAGGGAGAACCGUGAGCGUGCCAAGCAGCACCAUCCAUUUAUGCCCCUGACCCCCGAGGAGGACAUGGAGGUGUCCCACUUUAGCAUGGUGCCCAUGGGGGCAGUGACGGCGGGGGGCACCAAGAACCUGGCCGUAUCCCAGCACAGGCACAUCCUCUCCAAGCCACCCCCAGGAUACAUCAACUCCCACCUGUCUGUGGUCCGGGCCAUGGGAGGUCCCCCUCUAGCGGGACCCCACCUGACCCUUAACCCACACCCCCCUCCGUCUCCCACAGUGCUGCUAGGCCUGGAUCCCGGAGCUAUGUCAGUGGGGACGGCUGUCAUUGCCACGCCUCAGCUCCCUCCCCUGCCCCCCAUGUCGUCCUCGUCCUCCCGUAGCUCCCUGGAUAAGCCGGCCUCGUCAAGCUCCAGCGGCACGCCCAGUGGGGGCGGGGGCUCUGCGCCAUCGUCGCGCUCCCGCACCCCGCUCACGGCGGCCCAGCAGAAAUACAAGAAGGGCGACGUGGUGUGUACCCCCACGGGCAUUCGGAAGAAGUUCAACGGCAAGCAGUGGAGACGGCUGUGCUCCCGAGAAGGUUGCUCCAAGGAGUCCCAGCGGAGAGGCUACUGCUCGCGUCAUCUCUCCAUGAGAACCAAAGAGAUGGAGGCCAGCGGAGGGGCUAGAGACCGCGGGGGUGCAAGCAGCACGGGAACCCUGACCCCAUCGGACCUGAGACUGGGCGGCGGCCGGACCAGUUCGGAGUUCGACUGGGAUGAUACGUCUCGAGACAGCAGCGAAGCGAGCAGCAGGGGAGGCGAUUCCCGCCCACGCCUGGUCCUGCCCUCGCUCCUGCCCCAGGACCUUGCUCGCUUUGACUUUGACGAGUGCGAGGCGGCCACCAUGCUGGUGUCCCUCGGCAGUUCCCGCUCCGGCACUCCCUCCUACUCGCCCAUUUCCAACCAGUCUCCCUUCUCGCCCACGCCGUCACCCUCGCCUUCGCCACUGUUCUUCCGCCCGGCCACCUUCAGCCCCAUCACGGCCCCACCCUCGCUCCCAUCACGCCGCCACCGCCACCUGAGCGGCACCAAGAUGGUCGCAAUGGGCUCAGAGCGGGAGCGGGAGCGCCACCUGUCAGGCAUCGUGCCCACGUUCCAGACCAACCUCACCUUCACCGUACCCAUGAGCCCGAGCAAGAGGAAACUGGAAGCCCCUCCUCCUCCGCUGCCCCACUCUGCCCAGGAUUAUGCCAAGCCCGACCAGCAGCUAGGGGAGGCUGUAGGCCUUAGCCCGGGCGGCUUCAGGGUGCUCUCCCCUCAGAGCCAGCCAAACACCCCCUCCUCCCUGUCCUUCCCCAGGCCCCGGAGUACCACCAGCCGCCCCCCGUCCUCUGCCACCUCCACUCCCCCGCCCAUGCUGGUGUCACCCACCCCUCCUUCGCCCCUGCCCCAGGAUCCCAGCCCCCGUCGAAUCGUUCCCCUGCGAGACUCCCCUGUCAUCGUGCGGAAUCCCGACGUCCCCCUGGCAAAGUUCACAGAGGGACCUCUGGGAAGGAGGGGAGUGGGGGGGCGCAGAGAGCAUAGCCAGCCACAGCACCUUGCCACCGGCCUGCAAGCACCCGUGCCCAUCAAUGGCGCCACCACCAACGGGGCGGUCCUGUUGCGAAACCCGGCCUCCACCCUGGUCCUUGUAACCUCCUCCCAGUCCUUGACCCCAGCUGUCGCUGGACGCCCCGCUCAAUCCAGCCCCGCCCCUAGUAGUGGCCCCUCCUCCAUAUCUUCUACUGGCUCCGCCCUCUCCAGCUCUGGAUCAGACGGUAGGGAGCGGGAGAGGAAGCCCGGGGGGCAUCAGGAGGCCAUUGGAGGGGCUUUGCCCCAGCCGGUAGCCUGCCACCCCUCACCCACCGCCCUGCUUCCCCUUAUUCUACCAGCAGACUCCCCUCACCCUGUACCCCGCAAGGACAUCAUCAUGGGCCGACCCGGGACAGUAUGGACCAAUGUGGAGCCCCGGUCAGUGCCAGUGUUUCCUUGGCAUUCAUUGGUCCCUUUCCUGGAGCCCAGCCAAUCGAGUACCGUUGCCCAGCCCGGUGAUGGCCAACAGCUUGUCAAUCAGAGCAAAGAGCCUCGCUGUGGGGUGGCCCUGGUGAGUGACGGACGGACGGGCCCAGCAGACGCCGAGCGCUGGUCUCCAUCCCGGCCACCCUCCUCCUCCAUCGAAAACAACCCCCCGGCAGGAAGAGGCGGAGCGGACAGUGAGACGGAGAGCGAUGCAGACGACCCGUUCUUUCCGGGUGUUGCGAAUGAUCCUGCCCCAUCCACGGGUCCUAUCAAAAGGCGAACUCAGUCCCUCAGCGCCCUUCCCAAAGACGGAGAGAGGAAGAGGGAGAAGGAUCACAUCCGGCGUCCCAUGAACGCGUUCAUGAUCUUCAGCAAGCGUCACCGGGCGCUGGUGCACCAGAGGCACCCCAACCAGGACAACCGCACGGUCAGCAAGAUCCUGGGGGAGUGGUGGUAUGCCCUUGGCUCCACUGAGAAGAAGAAGUACCAUGACCUGGCCUUCCAGGUGAAGGAGGCCCACUUCAGGGCCCAUCCCGACUGGAAGUGGUGCAACAAGGAUCGGAGGAAGUCUCUCUCAGAGGGCCGAGGGACCCCGGGGUCCAAAGAGGCGCGGGAGAGGAGCGUGUCUGAGAGCACAGAGCCCGAGUCAUUGUCUCAAGGCAUGGACGUGAAGGGGGCAGAAGGCUCUGUCUGGGCGGGGGGCUCUGAGCGUGGCGUGGGGGCCUACAGUGGUCAGCUGCUCCGGCCCCGGGCCUUCUCCCAGAGUGCGGUUCACAGCCUGGAGAGGAGAGAGCGGGCCAGGGACCUGGAGAAGUUGUGUCGAGAUGGGGCAGGCUCGUUCCGGAGUCACCCCCCUACUCUCUCACUGGGUGACCACGGGGCGAGUGAGGAUGUGACCAGCGACGAGGAGCGCAUGGUCAUCUGUGAGGAAGAAGGGGACGACGAUGUCAUGGAGGACUCGUGCCCUGAGGGAUCCAUAGAUCUGAAGUGUAAAGAGAGGGUGACUGACAGCGACGAGGAUGAGCCGGACGGACAGAGAGUCUUCCAGCCAGUGGCCCGCUCAUCCCUCCCCUCCUCCACCUCCCACUCCGACUCCCCCUGCGACUCUGCUAAGGGGAACGGAGGAGGGGGCAGCGUCUCCGAGGGCUCAGAGAGGAAGAAGAGGCGGCCGAUUGACGGGGGAGAGGAGACGGGGGGAGAGUCCGGUGGGGGGUUCGGUGGGGGGCAGGUUCCCUCCCACUCCAUCCCUGGGUCGGCACCCGCUCUGGGUUACGGUCUCACCCAGGCGAUGGGUGCGGCGGGGAUGGCGCCCACCGUGGUGACCAACGUGGUUCGCCCCAUCGCCAGCACGCCCAUCCCCAUCACCAGCAGGCCAUUAGAAGGCUCCGUCGCCCUCGGCACCUUCCACGGGGAGAAAAGAGCCACACUUCUGAUUGGAGGACCCGGAGCAGGAGGCAUGCCUGUCACGGCCGGGGGUGGGUACUUGUCCUCGUCCUCCCCGCCGCAGGUCACCAGUCUAGUGCUGGGAGGAGCCAACCAGCCUAUUCAGCUCAUAGCCACGCCUCAGCCUCUCUCGAGUCCCGCCCACGGCACCCUGCCACUCCCCUUCCCACUGCUGCAGCCCCAGUUCCUCCCCACGGUCUCGCCCGCCCAGUCUGGCGGCGCCAAGCCUGCUCUCACCCAGGUGCAGUACCUCCUGCCCACCCUGUCGUCGGUCGGCGCCAACCCCAAGAGCCCGUCCCCCCAGCUAAACCAGCUGCCAACCGGCGUCCUCGCACCGCCCUCCACUCCGUCUGCCCAUGUUUCACUGGCCAAUGGAAUAAAUUCGGGGGCAAGAGUCCAAACCCAGUCUCCAGUCUUGCAGAGCAAGAUGUUGGUUCCCAUGGCAACAGUGAGAACCGGCUCCACUCCUCCUCAGCCCGUCUCGCUGGUUGCUCCGCCCCUUCCUGUACAAAAUGGCCCUCAGUUGGGGAACAAGAUCAUCCAGAUUGCCCCCAUGCAUCCUGGUAGUCCCUUCCCUGUAUCUAUGGCAACGGCCACUGUAAUGACCCCGGGAAUCACACCCCCUCAGAGUGUGUUGCUGACCUCGCCUCCAACAAGGAUCACUUAUGUCCAAUCCAGCCCGAGAGUGGUCUCCACGGCAAUGGCCCAGGCCCCUCCCCCUCCAGGUCCCACCUACCUGCCGGCGAGCCUGGGGUUCACUGCCGUCGCCCCGGCCAGCCAGGCCAUUUUGCAGCCCCUGGUGGCGGGCCAACCCCCCCUGCUAGCCCCAGCCCUCUCCCCUGGUGCCCUGGGGGGCGGACAUCAACUUCUCACCGCCGUCUACACGGCGCCCAGUGUCUCCCUGACAACGGGGGGGAUUUCCAUGGCCACCGUGCCUCCGAGUUUGUCUCAAGAGGUGUCCUGCCGGUCGUCCCCCUUGGGCGUCGGCCUCCAGGGUUCAAAGGACGUGACCCGGGCACACGACGAGGGGAUGCCACGCCUCACCGCGGAGAUGGAGCACAAGCGCCCGGCAUCAGAGGGCCCGCCAGAGAGAAAGGCCAAGGCGCCGAUAAAGAAGGAGAACAUAAAGAAGGAGAAGAUGGGCGAGGACGUUGAGGAGCCGAUCAAACCUGGUGCUAACUCAACGGGAACCUGCAUGCCAACAGCAGGGAGCGAAAAAGACGGCGGUCGAGCCACAAACCACGUGAAAGAAGAGAACAUGGAUGAUGCCAGAGAUUAUAUCAGGGACAAACAGAUGAAGACGGAGAGGAGAACGCCCGAACCAGAGGGGUCCAGAGAGGCAGGGGACGGGCCCCAUCAGAAUCACGACACUGAGGCCGGAGCAAGGGAACCUUCCAACCCCCCAGCCACAGAACUGGACCCUCCCCUGCCCCCCCCACACACUGACAGGGACGCGGCCCACUCGGCCAAGAAGACCAAAUUCCGCCCACCGCCACUGAAAAAGCCCUCAGACUCCAUUGACAAGGUGCUGUCAGGGUCCUAUUUUGAGGAGCGCUUCGCUGAGCUGCCAGAGUUCAGGCCAGAGGAGGUGUUGCCCUCCCCCACACUCCAGAGUCUGGCCCCUUCCCCCCGAGCCAUCCUGGGAAGCUACCGCAAGAAGAGGAGGAACUCCACAGACCGGGACUCAUCUGCCGAGGACCCCAUUUCUCCCAGGAGAAAGACACGCCGUCUCUCCAGCUGCAGUUCAGAGCCCAACACGCCCAAGAGUGCUGCCAAGUGUGAGGGGGAGAUCUUCACCUUCGACAGAGCUGCUGAGUCUGAGGAUGUCACGGGAGAGACGGAGAGAGUGCCCUCCUCUUCCCUGCGGAGGACUUUGGACCAGCGCAGGACUCUUGUCAUGCAGCUCUUCCAGGAACACGGCUUCUUUCCUUCAGCCCAGGCUACUGCAAGCUUCCAGGCGCGCUACUCUGAAACUUUCCCCACCAAGGUCUGCCUGCAGCUGAAGAUCCGCGAGGUGAGGCAGAAGAUCAUGCAGACAGCCACACCCGGAACCUCCGGGAUGUCUGAGCCCGGCGGGUCGACCGCAGGGGUCAUGGGUACAAUGGACCCCGCCUCUGCCGCCCACGGCUUUUCCAACACCAGCGCUCGAGACGAUAGGGGAGCGGAGCCGGGAGAAAGAGGGCGGAGUCCCGAGGAGCCCAGGAGCUCGUAAAAACGGAGAGGAAGACGGUGACGAAGGAGAAAAAAGGAGAGAAUGGAGAAGAUUGAGAGAAAAGGAGAAGAGAGAGAGAGGAGUGUCGUGACCCACAGCGUGUCCUUGGACAUGUCGUAACAGGACUCUAGCACUAAGUCAGCCUGUUCCAUACUGGCCAUACUCUCAGCACAUUUGUAGUCCUUUGUAGUUUGACACAGAAAAGGUCUGUGGUACAUGCAUUCUUUCUCUCUCUCUGUUGCACGCACACACGCUCGCAUACACUCCCACAUACAGACACACACAGACACGCACGCACACACGCACGCACACACGCACGCACGCACGCACACACAAAGUCAGACUGUUACUAUGGGGCGGCAGUCACAAGCGCUGUCACGCAGAUGACGACCAGACACAACGGCACUUUGUAACACUUUGUGCGGGUGCAGUUUGCCAGCCCGCUGUUGCCAUUCACUUGACUUCCCUCCCUCCACUCCUGAGCACAGUGGCUGGGAUGUAUCCAAUGUAACCUCCACGGAAAAUUCCACAGCCCCUCUAUGCUGCAACAGCAGACAGCACUAAACUGGACUGGACCCACGCUGCACACACACAGUCUGCCAGUCAACUCGACCCUCGCCUGACCAAGCCAUUGGCCUGCACAGUUUUUAGCGAUUGUACAAAGCGAGUCAAGCAUGGGUAACAUUGGCUCCCGGACAAAAGGGAGGCGGGACUCGGCGUGACCAUCGGCCCAAUACCUGGUCCAUCCGUUGUCAAGGUCACAGGCAGAUUGAGUUCCUAUUGGCUGGGAGAGGAUGUUGUAUAUCGGGGUUUCCCGUUGUGGAUAUGAAAUAUGUAAAGACUGAUGGGUGAUGCGUGGCAAUGCAACGAACUCAAAGAUUGAUUGGCCGUUACCGAGCACAGAGAAAAGGUGCCUUCCUCUGCCCAGGCGUUUUUUAUGCAUCAGCGACCAGCAUCAUAGGUUAUUGAGAUCUGUCAGUCGAUGACAGGGUGGAUGAUGAGGCACGCACCAAUUGGUUGAUGCGCGACGCCUGAGCAGGGGAAUGCGACCAAAUGCUGAAUAAGGUGAUCAGCUGAUCGUUUGUCAAGAACUGUAAUGGAGGCGGACUCCACGAAUAAGGACACAGAAAGCAGACGACGCGACGAGACGGAUCCCUUGGCCCCGAAGUGAAUGUUCAUAAGUAAAAGUCAAUUCUUUUAACCAAUGUCUAGGAGUCACCCAGUAGAUAUGUUGCUUUCUUUUGUAUUGUUGCAGUGGAAAUAACCCGUUUUCUGUGGCCUGUCUUAUCACUUGUGGCUCUCAAUGGUGUUUUCCAGCAUAGACCUAUAGAAACUGAGUUUUGGAAACAGCCCGUGCUAAAUUUGACUUUGGGCCAUUCCCCCUCUACCAUGACUUCUCAGUAGGCACUUCGAGGAGGGGGCGGGGAGUUUGUUUUUAAACGUUGAAAUCAGGUGUUUGCACAAUGCGUGGUCUUAUGACCGCCAUUUAAAUCAGGAAAGUAUUGUUUUUAGAGAUUGUUUCCUAGAAAAAACCUUGUUGUUUCAUGUUAUCAGUCCCCUCUUCUUCAAGUUGGAGCCCCGUUCCUUCCCCCACUCCUAACGCCACCUCUCCCUGCUCCACUAUCCAAGUGUUUUUAGAAAGUGCCCUUAAGCACUGGUCCAGGGUCAGUUGUGUUAUGUAGCUCAGAAUGGUUCUGAUUAAGGUUUAGUUCAGGAAAAACAGAUCCUAGACCAGGCCUGUAGGGCAUUCUCUGGAGCCCUCUCUCCUCCCUCUCUGCCACUUUAUUUCGUUCCUUACUAAAUGGUGCAAUAGGACAUUUUGAAUGGGUGAAUUAUGUGAGUCUGUGCCAUAGAUACUUACAGUACAGUCAGAAGACCCAUUCUAAUAACUUUGGUAUAAGAAGAAUUCUCUGAAAUUACUAUUAUUGAAGAGAUCAGAGCAUAACUAACUAAAGUAAAUGAAAUUCAAAUAGCACUUUUUGCCUCUUCACUCGUUGUGUGAAGAGUCGGGGUAGUUAUGGGUAUACCUUUCUUUUUCUGUAUUCAGUUGGAUGUGUGCAAAAUAUAUAGAUAUAUUUCCAUAUGUGCAUAAAGAUGAUGUGUGUGUUUGCGCACAUGCAUGUAUGGAGUCGGCCACACCCUGUUUUCUUUCACCUACCAUACAGUAAGACAUUAUCCACCAUAUUUUAUUCUCGUAUUCUAGACGCAGUAUUUUUACAGUAACCAGGGCUAGUACAUGCCACGUUCACUAUUAGAAUGAGAUCAAACUCAUAGAUUUUCUCAACGAUUUAUCGAGUCUCGCAGCGGUGAGGCCUGAGACGUAUCCAUGAACAUGCAUGUGCGCACGCCAGCGCACAGAUAUACAUACCCACACAUGUAUGCGUGGACACUGAAUGAUUGUGCUUAAAAUAAACUGUCCUUACUUUGGAGAAGGAAUUUUAGAAUGAGAGAGAUGAGUGUUAGCUCAUAAAAAGGCAUGUUGACCAUGUGCAAUAUUUCUAAACAAAAAAAAACUAAAUAUUGAAAAUAUUAAAGACCUAACACAAUA
Molecule: messenger RNA, 10397 nt
Organism: Esox lucius (northern pike)
Lineage: Eukaryota; Metazoa; Chordata; Actinopteri; Esociformes; Esocidae
Gene: cica
Product: capicua transcriptional repressor a
Exons: 20
Coding region: 350-7849 (2499 amino acids)
Biological process (GO): regulation of transcription by RNA polymerase II
Cellular component (GO): nucleus
Molecular function (GO): RNA polymerase II transcription regulatory region sequence-specific DNA binding; DNA-binding transcription factor activity, RNA polymerase II-specific
Source: RefSeq, a predicted model, not a curated record